Plectropomus leopardus (leopard coralgrouper) is the source of this 4770-nucleotide messenger RNA. RefSeq names its product zgc:123305. Gene Ontology annotation, molecular function: transcription coactivator activity; phosphatidate phosphatase activity. Gene Ontology annotation, cellular component: nucleus. The record is from RefSeq and is a predicted model, not a curated record. Gene Ontology annotation, biological process: fatty acid catabolic process; cellular response to insulin stimulus; triglyceride biosynthetic process. NCBI's taxonomy places the organism in Eukaryota, Metazoa, Chordata, Actinopteri, Perciformes, Serranidae.
GACUAGAGCGCUGUCAUCUCUGAUGACCACUGUUCCAGUGGAGAGUCCUAUCUAGUUUAGCAGUUGUAAUCGACCUUACGAACUUUCGUAGCUACCUCUCAGUUGUCGAAGCUAACAAAAUGUAGCCUUACAUCUCCAGACAGAUAUGGUGAGGGGGGGUGCGUGGCCCUCGCCUUGAGAUGAAGCUGAGCUUUCUGCAGAAUGGAGAUGGCAGGUUUUUCUGGUGGAAAUGGAGGUAAAGUUUCUUGAGACUGUUCCUGAGUUCCAGUGGAGGGAAAAGCGUUUAUAGUGUCGUAUGGCAGAAGGGAGGUCAAGGGAACACAGCCUGGUUGGGAGGGGACAUCUGCAUCCUUCACUGUGGUCACAAACCAUGAAUAUUGUGGGCCAGUUUGCGGAGACAGUGUUUGUGACGGUGAAGGAGCUGUACCGUGGCCUUAACCCCGCCACGCUCACGGGAGGGAUCGACGUCAUUGUGGUGCGACAGCCCGAUGGAUCGUUCCAGUGUUCCCCCUUUCAUGUCCGCUUCGGCAAGCUGGGUGUGCUGCGCUCCAAGGAAAAAAUUGUGGACAUUGAAAUAAAUGGAGAGUCAGUUGACCUGCACAUGAAGCUGGGAGACAAUGGAGAAGCGUUUUUUGUGGAGGAAAAUGAAAACAUGGAGUCUGAGGUCCCAGCCCACCUGUGCACCUCCCCAAUCCCUCUUGAGGUCCCUGAGGAGAUAGAGGAGACCCCUGAGGGAUCCUCCAUCGCUGGGUCUGGCACCCGCAGGAAGAAACGGCGUCGCAAACGCAUGCGCUCUGAUACUCACCUGAGAGAAGAGGCCCGCUCCUCAUCGGAUGAGAGAGAAAGAGAGAGGGAGUGGGAGAGAGAAAGUGAGGCCGGGCAGGAGAGUCCUUUGAAAGAUGAGCCUGUCCAACCUUUGCAAGUCAGUAAAUCAGUGUACUACUCACUGUCUGAGGAGCCAAAUGAGGAGCUGGGGGCCACACAGACCAGAGACACUCAUCCACACUCAGAGGGAGAGCAGUCCCCCUUAGAAAGCAGCGUGUUCUUUAGCCGGCCUUCCUCUCCUAAGAGCGACUCCGAGCUCCUCAAACCCCAAGAGUCGUCUGAGCCUCAGAUACAGUGGAACUGGGGCGGUUUUCCCACGCUGUGUCAAUCUGAGAGGACACCAGUGGAGUUGCAGCGCAUCUCCCCUUCCCACAGUUCUCAUUUCCGCACCAUUGAGAGACAGGACUCCUUUGACAUGGGCCAUGAGCCUGUGAUCAGCUGUGGCAGAAUGGGCAGUGUAACAGUGGUCAGGCCACAACCCAGGACUCAGUCCUUAGACCUAGGUAGCCACACUGUGCAAAUCACCCCUUUAUCUGGAGACAAAACCUCUCACUUUGCCCAUUCCACCCCCAGUGACCUCUUCAAGUCUUGUGCAUCAACAGUGGAAACUGAUGAGGACUCGACACAGGCACCUGAAUCCACAUUAGGAGAAAAGGGGAACAAAGACUCAUCUUUUUCGUCAGCUAAUCUAAUUAAUGGCACCAGUUCUCUUGCAAGCAAAGGACGCAUCAGUGUGGAGCAGAUAACUACUGUGACUGACAGUGUGACCAAAUUCAAUGACGCACAAAAACAACUUAUAGAAGAGAGCGAACGCUGCACAGUCACUGCGACAAGUAGUACAGAGAUAUCGAGUCCACAGCAGCAGGGUGCCUCAUCAGAGCAAAGUGAGCAGGGUUCCAGCAGCAGUGCCCCUGUCAGCGAGGGGGACAGUGGGAUAGAUCCCUGUGCCGAGGGAGCAGAGGAGGAAGGUGGACCUGGAGGUGGUGAAGGCUCACUGACCAACAAAACUGAGGGAUCAGCAAACUCCUCUGAGGCAUCCUCCAGAGUGGAGCAGCAGGACAAGAAGAAAGGUAGACGUAAUCACCAUCUAGGACCAACAGAUAUUUACUUGGACGAUCUUACUAAGUUGGAUCCUGAGGUGGCUGCACUGUACUUCCCAAAGAGUGAGACCGAGGGAACGUCUCAGCAUGGGGCAGAGGGGGGCUCCUGCUCAGGGAGCCAGUCACCUCAGUCCGUGGGCAGCGGGGCCUUGGACAGCGGUACAGAGUACCUGUCAGAUUCCACCUCCUACAACAUGGAUGUCAGCAUGUCCCUCUGCGGACAAGAUGGCGAAACCAGCCACAUCACUAAAGAAAAGUUUAUGGAGCACAUCGUGACAUACCAGGAUUUUGCAAACAAUCCAGGAAUCAUCGAGGAUCCAAGCCUUGUGAUCUGCAUCAACUCCAACUAUUAUAACUGGGCAGUGGCUGCUCCCAUGGUCUUGUCAAUGACGACUUUCCAAAAAAGCCUACCCAAGAGUACGAUAGAGCGUCUGGUGAAGGAUAAGAUGCCCAAAAAGUCUGGACGCUGGUGGUUCUCCUGGAGGAGAAGAGACAUGGACAGUAACCAGCAAAAGACCUCAAAGGAGGAGCAAGAGGAGCCACUUACAAGUGUUUCUCCCACAGUAAAAGCCACACUGGAUGACAUUGACAGCGAUGAGGCGGCAGGCCUCGGCCGAAAAGCCAUGAUUCCUUCCAGCCUAUCACAAGAAACCCUCAAUGCCACUCAGUGUAUCACCCAGAUGUACCGCAAAUCACUACGCCUGACCUCUAAACAGAUAGAGCACUUAAACCUACGUGAUGGAGCCAACAAGGUGGUGUUUAGCGUCACCACACAGUACCAAGGCACCUGUCGUUGUGAGGCUGCCAUCUACCUGUGGAACUGGAAUGAUCGCGUCAUCAUAUCCGACAUCGAUGGCACCAUCACUAAGUCUGAUGCUCUGGGUCAUAUUCUACCUCAGUUUGGAAAAGACUGGACACACAAAGGCAUCGCCAAACUCUACCACAAAAUACAUCAAAAUGGCUAUAAGUUCCUGUAUUGUUCAGCGCGGGCCAUAGGUAUGGCUGCCAUUACUAAAGACUACCUUCACUGGGUCAAUGACAAAGGCAUUGUCCUCCCUCAGGGCCCUGUACUGUUGGCCCCCAGCAGCCUCUUUUCAGCUUUACACAGAGAGGUUAUUGAGAAGAAGCCGGAGGUGUUUAAAAUAGCCUGUCUCAGUGACAUCAAGGACCUGUUCAACCCACAGAGACGGCCCUUCUACGCAGCCUUCGGCAACAGGACUAACGAUGCUUAUGCCUAUAAGCAGGUUGGGGUGCCUGACACCAGGUUAUUUACCGUCAACCCAAAAGGAGAGCUCAUUCAAGAGAGGACUAAAGGCAACAAGUCCUCGUACAGCCACCUCAGUGAGUUGGUGGAACAUUUCUUCCCCAUGCUCUCUGUCGGGGGAAGCACCUCUGCUUUCGACUGCCCUGAGUACAGCAGUUUCGCCUAUUGGAAGGAGCCUCUGCCAGAACUGGACCUGGAUGCACUACUGUAGACACACACUCACCUUUUCCUAAACACACACAUACUUGUUUUCAGGCAGGCACACAUAGUAAACUGCCUUUGUUCUCUCCUCUUCCAGAAAGGCAUUUGAUAGGAUAUUUCCCAGCAUGCCUGAAUACUGCCUUUGAUAGACCUGCCAACUGUAGUGCCUGUUUAUGAGACUUAAAAUAAAAAAUAAACUGGAGCAGAAAGAGCUGACUGUCCCGUCAUAUAGAGAUAGAGCCAAAUUAACUCAUAAUAGGCAUGGGCUCAACAUUUCAAAAAUAAGUCUAAAAAUCAUGAUGCAGCCCUUUAUCUCAGUGCUCCUCUAGCUAAGCUGUUUAUGCAAUAUUUAGCCAUUUUAAUGUGAACAUUCAACACUGAACAACUGGACAUAUAUGCCUUUGGACUGUUUGAACAUUUUAUUAUUGUUUACCAGAAUCAUAGUCAUUCCAAAAUACGAAUUUAAACUCUUAUCUGAUGUUUCCUAACACUGUGACACAUUUCAGCUCUGAAUGCAAACACCAAAAACACAGAGAGAAAACGAGUUGUAUUAGAAAAGCAUUAAGUGAUGCCUAUAUCACACACGCCAAAACUGUUGCCUGUUUUCUGUAAUUGAUGUGGACAUUUUAAUUUACUCAUGCCCAGGUACACACACACACACACACACACACACACACACACACACAGAGCUACAAAACAAACCACUUAUCCUUCAUACAUUUUAGAUUGUAUGUCUAGUAGACAAAAUAGUGUCUUUGGAUGUGAGUGUCAACAUGUACCAAGCAACCAAAUAUGGUAUGAGAAUGUUUUUAAAAUGCUUUGGAUCAUUUUAGUCUGUUUGAGAUCUGUUGAGCAAUAUUCUUUUUCUGUCAAGGACAAGGGUCUAAUUACAUUUCACUCACCUGAGUCAAAAGUAAUUAGAGCUCUGGAUGGGAGGCUAGAUUUAAGGUGGGUUAACUGCUGAACCAAAGCCUGCAGCUGAAUAUGGAGCUUCAGACCGUAGCAUUUUAUUUUUAAAUACCUGAGGACUGCGAUGACAAGUCAAUCUGAGCAUAUGAUCAUUAUAAAACUACAACAUGCACAUUUCACAUCUUCCUUCAAGCAUUACCAAGUUUAGAAAUGUUUGUACACUACAUGAAUGCGGCGGUGGGUCAGACUGACUUGACCAGAGAAGUGUAAAUGGACACUGGAGGGGAACAGCAGUGAUUACGCCUGUAGCUGUGCCUUCGUAUUAUUAUGACUAUUUAUUACUUUUGCAUAUAUUUCUUCAUCCAAAUGUGUGCUGAUGCAUUGGAGCUGAGGAUUUUGCUGGUACUUUUUAAACCAAAUGUAGAAAUAUGAAUAAAUAAAUAAAUAAUACAUUUGACGCUGUUUAUGCAA